Messenger RNA from Ectocarpus sp. CCAP 1310/34, 781 nucleotides. The record is from the annotation of a GenBank genome assembly. Lineage: Eukaryota; Phaeophyceae; Ectocarpales; Ectocarpaceae.
CCGCGUGUUCGCGACUCUGAUGGCCAAGAACAAGGAAAGCGUCACCGAAAUAAUGAGGACGGUUCCACACGCCAAAGCCUUGGAGAUACAGGCUGAACUGGACAAGUGGGUGAGGUUCCAGCUUGCCGAAGCUACCGGCGAGAACAAGAGCGGUAAUUCAGCGCAGGUAAAAGCGAAAGGGAGGCCUAAGAAAUCCAAGUCGGAGGGAUCAAAGCAGGACCGACACGAUGACAACGGUGCGCCUGCCGACAGCGGGUCUGUUCAACCAGUCGGUAACCCGGAAGGGCGGAGGGACAAGAGUCGGAGGGAAAAGAGGAUCAAAGAGGUCUGGUGCUGGGUCUGGAGCAACGACCCGUCGGCCUACCAAAGAGAAAACGUCGUAGCUUACAACACGUAGUCCCUAGUAACAAAUCAACGGCCGCGACACGUAGAUAGUUCGAAUCGUGUGCCGCCCUUGCCAUCUCGUUCCCGGCGUUGCCAGUCCAUAUCAUCUCGUGCGUGCUAACGCUGCACAGAUACUAGCGGGCAAUGCAGGCUGAGCCUGAUGUUUGGAAUUGCACACGACAAAGUACGCGCUAUGCGUGCUAUCUGGCCUUAUCUGUCUGCGCGUUUUUCCGUUUAACUUUCUGUCUUUGGCUAUUUUUUUUCGCUGGGCCGUGAUUAUGUUGGGGCGUUUGUUUCCCUACGUUAUGAAGGCGCAGCUAACCGAGUGUCGUAACUGGUCGCUAGCGUUGAAGACAAUGUUAGUCUUGCACGCAAUAUCUGUCAACAUCCUCUCCAA